AUGCUCGAAUACGGCGAGGCGCAUUUUCAGUCACUUCUUGUUAACCUGCAGGACUCCUGGAUCGAUUUACCAGUGUUUCAUGCUAAGAGUAAUAUCAAUGUCUCAAAAUUCCCAUUUGACUUUUCGGGCGCAGAUAUUCAGCGUAUUAAGCAGGAUUGUGAUGGUGUGCAAGCGGGAACCGAUGCCGUUGCGGUGGUCAAAGAGGGGAUGGGCGAUUUUAUGGCCGGCUCAAGGCUUCAUUGA
Penicillium malachiteum is the source of this 243-nucleotide messenger RNA. RefSeq names its product phosphotransferase enzyme family protein. Bases 1 to 243 code for a protein of 80 amino acids. NCBI's taxonomy places the organism in Eukaryota, Fungi, Ascomycota, Eurotiomycetes, Eurotiales, Aspergillaceae. The transcript has a single exon. The record is from RefSeq and is a predicted model, not a curated record.